AUGCCUCCGGGGCCCUCGCCCCCUUCUCUGCUGCUGCUGCUGUUGCUGCUGGUGACCGGGCUGUGGGCGGCAGCUGGAGGAGGGGCUGGUGGGGGAGGCUACGCGCAAGUGAAGUACGUGCAGCCCAUGGUCAAAGGACCAGCCGGGCCCCCCUUCCGGGAGGGCAAGGGCCAAUAUCUGGAAUUGCCACCACCAAUGCUGCCAAUGGACCUGAAAGGGGAACCUGGACCACCUGGAAAGCCCGGCCCCCGGGGCCCUCCAGGACCUCCUGGUUACCCGGGAAAGCCAGGUACAGGCAAGCCAGGUCUGCAUGGUCAGCCAGGCCCCGCUGGCCCCCCAGGCUUCUCUAGGAUGGGUAAGCCAGGUGUCCCAGGUGUCCCAGGCAAAGUGGGCAGCAAGGGUGAACCAGGUCCCAAGGGUGAGCCAGGUCUUCGGGGAGACCAGGGCCUUCGAGGACUGCCAGGGCCCCCUGGACUUCCAGGCCCAUCAGGCAUUGCUGUCACUGGCAAACCAGGUCCACAGGGUGCUCUGGGUCCACAAGGCUUUAGGGGAGAACCAGGCCCCAGAGGAGAGCCAGGACCUCGAGGGGAAAGAGGCCUCAAGGGUGAUAAUGGGGUGGGCACACCAGGCCAGCCAGGUGUCCCAGGCAAUGGAGGUCCCCCUGGCCCUCCAGGACCUCCAGGUCCCAUGGGCUUGGGCAAACCUGGCCUGGAUGGGCUUCCAGGUGCCCCAGGAGACAAGGGAGCCACUGGGGCCCCUGGGGGACCUGGACAAACUGGGGAACCAGGGGCACUGGGCCCAAGGGGUCCCCCAGGACUAGAUGGCAUUGGGGUACCUGGGGCAAUAGGUGUGCCUGGGCCCCAGGGGCCUGUAGGUGCAAAAGGAGAACCUGGGAUCAGGGGCCUUCCUGGCCUGCCAGGCCCUACAGGCUAUGGGAAGCCAGGGAUCCCAGGCCUCAAAGGGGAAAGGGGCCCAGCAGGCAUCCCAGGAGGGCUGGGUGAUACAGGUGAGCCAGGAGAGGAUGGUGAGCCAGGUGAACCAGGACCUCAAGGUCUUAUGGGCCCUCCUGGCCUGCCUGGGUCCAUGGGACUACCAGGGAGGCAUGGGCUACCUGGGGCCAAGGGGGAGGCAGGGCCAAGUGGGCCUCCAGGGGUGCCUGGGAUCCGAGGAGACCAGGGGCCAAGUGGUAUUGUGGGAAAGCCCGGGAUUGUUGGAGAGAGGGGAUUACCUGGGGCACAGGGACCACCAGGGCCAAGUGGGCCCAAGGGAGAACCAGGUAUCAUUGGGCUUCCUGGGGGACCAGGUGCAGCAGGAGGGCUAGGACAGAAAGGAGAGGUAGGCCUUCCAGGCCAGCCUGGCCUGAGGGGACCCUCAGGGAUUCCUGGGCUUCAGGGCCCAUCAGGUCCCAUAGGGCCUCAGGGUCUUCCAGGCCUAAAAGGAGAGCCAGGCCUCCAAGGUCCCCCAGGGGAAGGAAGGGUGGGUGAGCCAGGAUUAGCUGGACCUACAGGCCCCCCUGGCAUCCCUGGCAACCCAGGACUUAAUGGCCCCCCAGGGCCUCCAGGACCCCCUGGUCCGCCUGGGCCCCCAGGGGGGUUAGAUGAGAUGGGCAUUGCAGGUCUACAUUUGCCCAAUGGUGGGGUUGAGGGGGCAGUGCUAGGUAAUGGCAGAGGGGCCAAACCCCAGUCUGGUCUUGGGGAACUCUCAGUCGGAGUUGCCCCAGCUUUCACUGCUGUGCUCACCUCACCCUUCCCGGCUUCGGGGAUGCCAGUCAAGUUUGACCGGACGCUGUACAACGGCCACAGCGGUUACAACCCUGCCACAGGCAUCUUCACCUGCCCCAUUGGUGGUGUCUAUUACUUUGCUUACCAUGUGCAUGUCAAGGGCACCAGUGUGUGGGUAGCUCUCUAUAAGAACAAUGUCCCUGCCACCUACACUUACGAUGAGUACAAGAAAGGCUAUCUGGACCAGGCAUCAGGUGGAGCUGUGCUUGAGCUUCGCACCAAUGACCAGGUCUGGGUGCAGAUGCCCUCAGACCAAGCCAACGGCCUCUACUCUACCGAGUACAUCCACUCGUCCUUCUCCGGCUUCCUGCUCUGCCCCACAUAACAGGCCAGGGACCCAGGGCCACCAGC
Molecule: messenger RNA, 2132 nt
Organism: Trichosurus vulpecula (common brushtail)
Lineage: Eukaryota; Metazoa; Chordata; Mammalia; Diprotodontia; Phalangeridae
Gene: COL8A2
Product: collagen type VIII alpha 2 chain
Exons: 2
Coding region: 1-2106 (701 amino acids)
Molecular function (GO): protein binding
Source: RefSeq, a predicted model, not a curated record